AUGUCCUUUCAGCUAUUUUUACUGCAGUGGGUGUGCGGGAGGGUUAAUGACGUGGAGCAAUGCCAGUGGAUCAGACAGAAGUUUGAGACACCGGAAGUCAUGCAGUUCAGUCUGGAGGAGAAGAGGACUCUGUUGGCCAGAAUGAUCCGAUCCACCAGGUUUGAGGAGUUUCUCCAGAAAAAUUGCUCAUUGGAGAAGCGUUUCGGUUUGGAGGGUUGUGAAUCUCUCAUACCGGCCCUCAAAACCAUCAUCGACAAGUCCAGUCAGAGCGGAGUUGAGAGUGUGAUCAUGGGAAUGCCGCACAGAGGUCGGCUGAAUGUGCUGGCCAAUGUAAUCCGGAAAGAACUUGAUCAAAUUUUCUGCCAGUUUGACUCUAAACUAGAGUCUGCAGAUGAGGUUUAAAUAUUACCUUCAGAGACAAGGGACGAUAAUGAUAGCAAUAAUAAUCGGAACAACAACAAAACAACAACAAAAUUUGUCACAUUGCCACUCAUGGCGAACCCGCCCCACCUCGAAGCAGUGGACCCUGUGGUGCAGGGGAAGACCAAUGCUGAGCAGUUCUACUGCGGGGACACUUAGGGCAAGAGGGUGAUGUCUAUCCUGCUUCAUGGCGAUGCUGUAAUUGCAGGCCAGGGUAUCGUGUACGAGACAUUUCACCUAUUUGACCUGCCCUCCUACACCACGCACGGCACCAUUCACGUGGUGGUCAACAAUCAGAUUGGCUUCACCAUAGACCCCAGGAUGGCUCGCUCAUCUUCUUACCCCAGAGAUGUGGCCCAGGUCGUUAAUGCUCCCAUCUUUCAUGUCAAUGCAGAUGAAGAGGCUGUGAUUUAUUUGUGCAGUGUAGCAUCCAAGUGGAGGAACACCUUCCAUAAAGAUGUGGUUGUAGACCUGAGCUUCGUGACUGGUACACUGGACCAUGAGGCAUUCACACCCACGGCUGCUUCGACAAGCAGUCGAAUGAGGAGAAGAGGGAGUCGCCUACGAGGCGCAGGGGCCUUGGGAGACAGGGCAGAGGUCGGCGUGUACAGCCUCACAGAGCUGCUAGCACAGCUGUUCUUCUUCAAACACUCAACUCACAUCCGUCUCUUUUAGGAGGAAGUGGCGAGAUACGACAAAAUCAGCGGGUAGGCUUAUGCUAGCUCCAAAGACGAGAAGAUCCUUCACAUAAACCACUGGCUUGAGUCACCAUGUCCUGGUUUUUUCACACAGGAGGGUCAGCCGAAAACUAUGAGCUGCCCCUGCAAUAGCAUCAGUGAAGAGGAGCUCGGCCACAUACGAAACAUCGCUACCUCUGUCCCGGAGGAAGAUUUCACUUUACAUGGAGGUUUCAGUUGUGCCCUAAAGGGCCGUGCAAACAUGGUGAGUCAGCGAAUGUGUGACUGGGCUCUCAGCGAGAACAUGUCCUUCGGCUCUUUGCUCAAAGACGGGAUCCAUGUACGUCUCAGUGGCCAGGAUGUGUCCACUGAGACUUAGAGAGGCACAUUUGGUCAUCGGCACCAUGUUCUUCAUGACCAGAACGUUGACAAGAGGAUCUGCAUUCCCGUGAACCACAUCUCCCCUGAUCAAGCUUACACUCUCUGCAACAGUUCUCUAUCUGAAUAAGGAGUACUAGAACUGGCAGCGCAGCUCUGA
Messenger RNA from Scophthalmus maximus (turbot), 1635 nucleotides. RefSeq names its product 2-oxoglutarate dehydrogenase, mitochondrial-like. Gene Ontology annotation, biological process: tricarboxylic acid cycle. Gene Ontology annotation, cellular component: oxoglutarate dehydrogenase complex; mitochondrion. Gene Ontology annotation, molecular function: thiamine pyrophosphate binding; oxoglutarate dehydrogenase (succinyl-transferring) activity. NCBI's taxonomy places the organism in Eukaryota, Metazoa, Chordata, Actinopteri, Pleuronectiformes, Scophthalmidae. The record is from RefSeq and is a predicted model, not a curated record.